CAGUCUUAUGACAGGCAUAUGAGCCGUGUUUAUCAUUGCACAAAUGUUUUCUGAUUGAGAAUCACUGAGGAGGGGAGCCUCGAUGCACUUUGUGACAUGAUGCAUGCAAGGUGAUGUGGGGGGGGUGUUGCUUCUCCGAAAAGAGACUUGGAAAACAAGCUGAGAAGAAUGUGUGUGCUGAUUGGUUAGGGGGUAUUAAGUGUCACCAGCUGAAAGAGGGUUGUAUAAAACCCUGGGCCGCUCUGAUCCCAGCAGAACUCACGGCUGGAAGGACCCGUGUUUGUAGUAGUGCCACAACUACACAGUAGACGUGCUUUCAAAUCAUUCAGUGAAAUGGAAAUCCAGAGGACUGGCUCCCUGAUGGGGUCAUCUAGCUCAAUGGAGAGUCUGGAAAAACAACUUAGUUGUCCAAUCUGUCUAGAAAUGUUCACCAAACCUGUGGUGAUCCUUCCGUGUCAACAUAAUUUGUGCCGCGGAUGUGCUAGUGACCUUUAUGACUCUCGAAACCCUUACCGGUUUUCAGGUGGUGUCUUCAGGUGUCCCACUUGCCGCUUUGAGGUGGUUCUUGAUCGUCAUGGUGUACACGGACUUCAGAGAAAUCUUCUAGUAGAGAACAUUAUUGACAUCUACAAACAGCAGCAAGAAGGCAAUGGUAGAACCUCAGAGGUUCCUCUUAAAUCUAAGGGCUCCCCUGAACCUCUGUGUGAGGAACACGAGGAUGAGCGGAUCAACAUCUAUUGUGUCUCCCACCAGGUUCCAACUUGCUCCAUGUGUAAAAUAUUUGGUCCGCACAAAGACUGUGAAGUGUCACCGCUUGCUGCUGUUCACCAGGCCCAGAAGGGUGAGCUGAGCAAUGCGAUUGAUUCUCUGGUAGCAGGAAAUGGUAGGCUGCAGGCCCUGCUAAACCAGAUGGAGGAGGUCUGCAGAGCUGUUCAGGACAACGCUCACCGUGCCAAGCAAGGACUCGGGGAACGCUUUGACACACUAUAUGCGACACUAGAGGAAAGGAAGAAUAUCCUCUUGGAGCGUAUUAGCGAAGAGCAGGAUGAAAAGGUCGCAGCCUUGCGUAGGCUGGCCAGGUGUUAUGGAGACCGCCUUCAGGCCGCUACAGAGCUCACUGACACAGCGGUCCGAGCUCUAGAGCAAAGCAGUGCAGCAGAUUUCCUACAGUCCUCAAAGAGCCUGAUUGAACAGACUAAGGACGCAGCCAGGAGUUCCCUAGCUGAGGAGAGACCUGAACCUGGAUUUGAGAAAAUGGACCAUUUUACUGUAUCUACAGAACAUGUCGAAACAUUAUUAUCUAAAAUGGACUUUGGAGCAGAUGAUGGCAGGAACUAUGAAGAUGCAGGAGAGGGAAGAGUCGGGCACAAACACUAGAGGAGUAAAGCGUUUACAAUUAGUAUCUACUAUUCUUCGCUACUAGAUAUUAGUAGAGGGUGAGAUAAUGUCUCACUGAAGGUGAUGUGAUAAAAGAAACUGGCGAAGCAGUUUGUGUUAACAAAAUGGCAGUUUGCUGUGUGUGUGGACUGGCAAAUGGCAGCUGCUGGUAUGCAGAAUGACCCCUAAGUUACAUCCACAUUACACUAACCCUAACCACAUUAUUCAAGGAAGUUAUAAAAAUGUCACCAAAGGACAUUUUGUCUACUUUUUAAAAAAUGUUUUGGUUGGGUGUUCAGUUUUUACUUUUGGUAAUUCUGAUAAUUUAUUCCAUUAUGCUGUUCUAAUGACAAAUGGGGGGGGUGAAGCCUGUCAUCCUGGCGCUUGUGCUUAUACUGUUAUUCAUGAAGUGAGUGCAGCAUGCUGAAAUAAAGUACUUCAGAAAUCAUCAUAACUAA
Molecule: messenger RNA, 1835 nt
Organism: Electrophorus electricus (electric eel)
Lineage: Eukaryota; Metazoa; Chordata; Actinopteri; Gymnotiformes; Gymnotidae
Gene: trim63b
Product: tripartite motif containing 63b
Biological process (GO): regulation of microtubule cytoskeleton organization
Cellular component (GO): cytoplasm
Molecular function (GO): zinc ion binding
Source: RefSeq, a predicted model, not a curated record